GGCAACACAGCAGCAUCACAAAUACAUAUAUACGCAGAUAUCGUGUGUGCGUCUGGAUUUUGCUGUAUUUUUUAUUUAAGAAUGAAUUAUUAAUAAACAAUUAAUAAAUUAUUAUUAAAUAAAAAACAGUACAAAACCGCCAAUCAACCAUACACAGAGUCUAUAAUUAAUUACGUUGAAUAUGGAACCGAAAAGCUAUCAUGCCCAUGAGCAGCAGCAGCAGCAGCAGCAACAGUAUUUGCACGAGCAGCAAAUGCACUUGCAACACCUCCAGCAGCAGCAGCAGCAACAACAACAGCAGCAGCAGCAGGCCAUGCAGGCAGGAUUUGCACCGCGUCGCCAGUAUGACAACAUGGGAAAUUCGCCUGCUGCCAUUGCGGCUGCCUGUUUGGCGAAUGGGGCUGCUGGCGGUGGCAGCUCCUCGAUGGUUAAGACGCCAUUGCUGCAGCGGCCGAAAAUAAAGAAGGAGAAACAGCUGCAGGCGCUGCAUCAGCAACAACAACAUCUGUCGGAGCUGAGCGGUACCAGCAGCACCGGCAUGCUACCACCUGAGGAGACGCUCAAGUUUGUCAACGAAACGGAUGCCAAUGGGCUAACAAUGAAGACACCCGUCAGCAUAUUACAGGAAUUGCUGAGCCGGCGCGGCAUCACGCCGGGCUACGAGUUGGUACAGAUUGAGGGGGCUAUACAUGAACCGACGUUUCGGUUUCGGGUCUCGUUCAAGGACAAGGAUACGCCCUUCACAGCUAUGGGCGCUGGUCGCUCCAAGAAAGAGGCCAAGCACGCGGCUGCUCGCGCUCUAAUCGAUAAGCUAAUUGGAGUACAGCUGGAGUCGCAAGGCAAUUCAGCAGCAGCAGCGGUGGCAGUUGGCUGCUCAAUGGCAGGCAGUGGUGGCGAUGGGAACGCCAAUGUCACUGGCAGUGGCGAUGGAGGCGAUAAGAUUGUGGGUAAUCCCAUUGGCUGGCUGCAGGAAAUGUGCAUGCAACGUCGCUGGCCGCCGCCAUCGUACGAAACGGAGACAGAGGUGGGCCUUCCGCACGAACGCCUAUUCACCAUUGCGUGCACCAUAUUGAACUAUCGUGAGGUGGGCAAGGGAAAGAGCAAGAAGAUUGCCAAGCGUUUGGCAGCCCAUAAGAUGUGGACACGCCUGCAGGAGACGCCCAUUGAUGCUGCCAAGAUCAAUGACAGCAUCUGCAGCGAACUGGAGGGCGAUCCCCGCAUUAACGAUAAUUAUUAUGGUGAUUUGAAAGAUAUCACUGUGCCAACACUGACCACGCAACACAGUAAUAAAGUGUCCCAGUUCCAUAAGGCAUUGAAAAAUGCGACGGGAAAAAAACUGCUUAAAUUACAGAAAACUUGUCUCAAGAGCUUGAAGAUUGACUACAUCAAGCUGCUUUCAGAGAUUGCUAUCGAGAAUCAGUUCGAGGUAACCUACGUGGACAUUGAGGAGAGGACGUUUAGCGGCCAGUUUCAGUGCCUGGUGCAGUUAUCCACGUUGCCAGUCGGCGUUUGCCAUGGCACUGGAUCAACGGUUUGUGAGGCACAGCGACAUGCAGCUCAGAAUGCCCUCGAGUAUCUAAAGAUUAUGACCAAAAAGUAGGUCAGCAACUGAAUAGCAAAAUCUGAACGCACAUUACGACGAUGAAGAAAAUUGAAACGUCCUUAUUAGCCCCCUGUAUUCCGUGGUUCUCAGCAACAACAUUCAACACUGUAUUUAAUAUUUAUUAUUAUUUUGUUUUGAGCUUAGUUCACCGAUAUGACUUUAUAGCUGACCUGUACUAUUCGCAAAUCGUAGAUAUUAAAUACCUUGAUACGAAUUAUUCACAAACAAAAA
This is a messenger RNA of Drosophila montana, 1834 nucleotides long. RefSeq names its product loquacious (gene loqs). The coding region runs from base 182 to 1600 and encodes 472 amino acids. Gene Ontology annotation, biological process: regulation of regulatory ncRNA processing; siRNA processing. NCBI's taxonomy places the organism in Eukaryota, Metazoa, Arthropoda, Insecta, Diptera, Drosophilidae. Gene Ontology annotation, cellular component: cytoplasm; RISC complex; RISC-loading complex. The transcript has 5 exons. The record is from RefSeq and is a predicted model, not a curated record. Gene Ontology annotation, molecular function: double-stranded RNA binding; siRNA binding.